ACCUGAGCAAAGCAGGAAGUCUUGGCGGUAGAGUAGAUUUAAUGAGGUCUGCCAUGCUGGCACCUCUUCUUCUGUACCUGCUUCUGGCAGCAGGAAGUGAUGUCACAGGGGAGGUGGUGGACAAGAAUCCCAACUUUGUCUUCAUGAUGGUGGACGACCUCGGGAUAGGGGAUAUAGGUUGUUAUGGCAACAAUACCAUCAGAACUCCCAACAUAGACAGACUGGCUUCAGAGGGGGUAAAACUGACCCAGUACAUUGCUGCAGCUCCUCUCUGCACUCCAAGCCGGGCUGCCUUCAUGACAGGCCGUUACCCACUUCGCUCUGGGAUGGCCAGCACAGGAAGAGUCCAGGUGCUGCUGUUUCUUGGAGGUUCAGGGGGACUUCCACCUAAUGAAACGACCUUUGCUAAGAGGCUGCAGCAACAAGGAUACACCACGGGGCUUGUAGGUAAAUGGCACCUAGGUGUGAACUGUGAAUCCAGAGGUGAUCACUGUCAUCACCCAAACCAGCUUGGUUUCAGCUACUUCUAUGGUCUGCCAUUCACCCUUUUUAAUGACUGUGUUCCUGGGGAGGGCAGUGAUGUCCUCGUGGAUCUUCAGCUUACACUACAACAUCUAACCCUCAUGUUAGGACUGGGACUUUUUACAAUGGUGUGUGUCCAUCUACGUGGGGUCCUUGAAGUUAGCCUUUGGCUUCUGGUGCUGCUUUUCUUACUCUGUAUAGUAGCAGCUGCUGUGUGGUAUGUCCCCUUUGUCCUUCUUCGAACAUGGAACUGCAUCAUUAUGAGAAACCAAGAUGUGAUAGAACAGCCCAUGACAGUGGAGACGCUCCCCCAGAGACUGCUGACAGAAGCACAAAAGUUUAUAAGGAGGAAUGCUGAUCGUCCGUUCCUUCUCUUCUUCUCUUUGGCUCACAUUCACACGCCUCUGUUCACAACGCCUGCCUUUGCUGGAAAGAGCCGCCAUGGUCGCUAUGGUGACAACCUAGAGGAAGUGGACUGGAUCAUUGGUAAAAUUACAGAAACAGUGGAUUUACUGGGCCUAGCCAACAAUACCCUCAUGCAUUUCACAUCAGACCAUGGUGGGCAUUUAGAAGAUGCUGAUUCUCUCAUCGGCCAGAAAGGAGGCUGGAACAGUAUUUAUAAAGGUGGGAAGGCGAUGGGGGGCUGGGAAGGGGGAAUCAGGGUGCCUGGUAUUUUCCGCUGGCCUGGCAGACUGGCAGCAGGAAGAGUAGUGGAUGAGCCUACGAGCCUCAUGGACAUCUACCCCACCCUGAAAUACUUAGCUAAGGACACCCAACCAGACAGACAUUUAGAUGGCUAUAACCUCAUGCCACUGUUGGAGGGGAAAACUGCACGAUCAGAGCAUGAAUUCAUGUUCCACUAUUGUGGCGCAUACCUAAAUGCAGUACGUUGGCACCCAUCUGAUAGCAACUCUAUCUUCAAGGUGCACUUUUUCACUCCAAACUUCUUUCCACCGGGCGCUGGGGGGUGCUAUGACACGAAAGUUUGCCUGUGUCAUGGACAACAUGUGACACACCAUAACCCACCAUUACUGUAUGACCUUUUCCACGACCCCUCGGAGUCCCGACAACUGACCCCUGAAACUGAGUCUCGAUAUGCAGAAAUCCUCGAGCAGACUGCAAGAGCAGUAGAGAGACAUAAAAGCACCUUUCCAGGCAAAGAGGAUUCUGAUGACAUUUGUGCCCAGUCCAACAGUGUUCAAAACCAAAUGAGCUGGGAGAAGAUUUUGUGGAGACCCUGGCUGCAGCCCUGCUGUGGGACCUUCCCUUUUUGUGGGUGCAAAGAGGACAAAAAACCUUCAUGAGAAGGUUUAAUCUUAGUGAAGGUCUUUUUUGCUCAGAGAGUUCACAGUUUUGACAUGGUUUAAAAAGGGAUUGAUAACUUUCAUUUUUUUAUUUUUUUUUUAUUUUGAAGAAGAAGAACUUCUUGGGAAUUUGAGCAUUUCUGGCUUUAUGAUCAUCUUGAGAUUCAUUAUGGAAACUUUUUAAUAAAAACCUGGUUCCAUGUU
Molecule: messenger RNA, 2030 nt
Organism: Girardinichthys multiradiatus
Lineage: Eukaryota; Metazoa; Chordata; Actinopteri; Cyprinodontiformes; Goodeidae
Gene: arsh
Product: arylsulfatase H
Exons: 11
Coding region: 42-1826 (594 amino acids)
Molecular function (GO): arylsulfatase activity
Source: RefSeq, a predicted model, not a curated record